Phytophthora sojae is the source of this 570-nucleotide messenger RNA. RefSeq lists its product as hypothetical. The coding region runs from base 1 to 570 and encodes 189 amino acids. Gene Ontology annotation, cellular component: dynein complex. Gene Ontology annotation, biological process: microtubule-based movement. The record is from RefSeq and is a predicted model, not a curated record. NCBI's taxonomy places the organism in Eukaryota, Oomycota, Peronosporomycetes, Peronosporales, Peronosporaceae. Gene Ontology annotation, molecular function: minus-end-directed microtubule motor activity; dynein light intermediate chain binding; dynein intermediate chain binding. The transcript has 4 exons.
AUGUGCAGCUUGCAGAAGCUGCUAGUCUUCCGUUGUUUCCACGAAGGCCGCGUUUCCAACGCCACGAAGCGGUUUGUGAUGGCAGUAACGGGAGAAGAGCUCGUUCAGCCUCCGGACUACGCGCACAUUUGCAUUCAACAGCAGAGCGACAUCAAGAGAUUAGUGCUCGCUGAAGGCGUCACGGAGCCGCCCGACGGACUCAAGCAGAAUAUUCGGAUGCUCUACUUGAAACGGGGUCAAUCCAUGCUCGAGGAGUGCUCUCCAAGUGCUGCGUUCCGGUCGGCGAUAUAUGCGUUGUGGUUCUUGCAUGCUGUGGUUGUGGAGCGACACAAGUAUGACAAGAUUGGCCGGAACGUGUGCUACGACUUUAACGAGUCCGACUUCACGAUCUCGAGGAUGAUGCCGAGUCUCGACCUCUACAAGGCGUACGAGGACCGCUUGCAGCUUCUCUGGGGCCCACUUGAGUACCUCAUUCAUGACGCAAUUCACCGUCGAGAUGCUGCCAGCAGCACCGCCGUGUUCGGCCUCUGCUCGAACGCUGAGAUCGAAUACUACACCACGCAUAUCUAA